Lutzomyia longipalpis is the source of this 1642-nucleotide messenger RNA. RefSeq names its product helix-loop-helix protein delilah (gene tx). NCBI's taxonomy places the organism in Eukaryota, Metazoa, Arthropoda, Insecta, Diptera, Psychodidae. Bases 683 to 1588 code for a protein of 301 amino acids. The record is from RefSeq and is a predicted model, not a curated record. The transcript has 2 exons. Gene Ontology annotation, molecular function: protein dimerization activity.
UUCAACUCGGCACUCGAGCUGAGAAGACGCACAAGAGAGCCUGAGAACCUUUUGCAUCUUUUGUGAAAAUAAGAACGAACGAAUCGAUACUCUUUAACCAUCACACAAGUACUUCAUUUUAUUUUUACUAUUUAAAUCCCCAUAAUCGCUCCGAAUUAAACAUCACAAUACGAAAUACACACAUUCCCCAUCCCAGGAAAAAAAAACAUUUGAAAGAUCAUUGAAAAAAGUUUCAAGAAAAAUAAAAAGAAAAGUGCGUGAUCUUCUUGAGAAUUUAUCCUUCGCGAUUGACCAAGUUCUCGGAGAGGGAGUUAUGAAGUGGAUGCUUUGCAUUGCAGUGCAAAAGAGCAUCGGUGUUCAUGAACUACCCACCCGAUCGCGAUCGUAUUGGGUCAAUGGGGCACCGACGGUGGAUGACUGUUGAGAGUGUGUCGUGAUCAAGUAAAAAGCCCCAUCAAAAGAACUCUUUCAUUUAAAAUUUAAAAAAAAACAUCGUAUCCUUCAUCUCCUGUUCGUGAUUUCUGUGAAGUGAUCAUCCAUCCAAGUGAAGAUCGCACGAGUGACGAACUUUUUUUGGAUAAUUCCCCAACAUACAGCCUUCAGCGUCUCUGUGGAUUAAUUAACUCAAAAGAUCCGUGCCGCACUGAGGUGAUUCUGCGAGAGAGAGAGAGAGAGUAGCUCUAUGAGGAUGCACCGGACGGCGGAAAUGAUCACGCUGGAUCAAUCACCCGUGGCUGAUCCCACCGCUGACACCAACAACAACACCCCAACUAAGAAGAAUGAAAAGUAUUCGCUGCGGCAGCGCCAGAAGAGGGACUCUGCACGGCAUAUGGGGACACAGAACACCUCUGGGACGUCAUCGCCGGAGGUGCGUGGUGUCCGGGAGAAGCCCAAGUCGAAGGCAGCACCCCUGAGCAAGUACCGGCGGAAAACGGCUAAUGCGCGCGAAAGGACGCGAAUGCGGGAAAUUAAUACGGCAUUUGAGAGUCUGCGCCAGUGUGUACCAAUUUCAAUGGCCGGCGCCGCUCAGGCGUCAUGUUCGUCGUCGACGAAUGAAAAACUAACGAAGAUCACCACCCUACGGCUCGCCAUGAAGUACAUCAGAACACUGAGCGAGUGCCUGUCGCGAAAUGCGUCCAGUGAUAGUAGCCUCUUAGUCAAUAACAAUAGCCUAAGUAUUAACAAUAAUGCCAAGCCUGAGGAUGCAGACAUGAUGGUGGAUCGUGUGAAGAUGACCCCGCGCUCUGGGCAGAGUGUCAAGGAGCAGAGGCUCAAGAAGGAUCUCAGUCCCUGCCUCACACCACCCAUGGACGAUAGUCCGGCCGAUCUGGGGCUAAUCCUCGAAUCGGACGGUGAAAGUCUCCAACUGUCUGAACCCUGCCUCAGUCCCCUGGGGCAGAGUAUGAAGCCCUUCCAUUGUACCCCCAGUGAAAGCUUAGAACUUGGGCUCUUCCUUGAGUCAGACAGUGAAUCCCUGCAGCUGUCCGAGCCCUGUCUCAGCCCCCUCGGGCACCUUGAUCCCUUCGGCGACGACUGGAUCCACUCAGGCUUCUCCGAACAUUCCGCCCUCGAUAUCUACCUAACGUGACCUACAUCGGUGUCGUGUAAAUAGACCCAACCUCUCCCCCAUAAAUUGCCAUCC